AUGUCCUCUCCUCCCCUCCCCAUGCCCUCCCUCCCCCCGAGCCCCCUGGCCAUGGAGUACCUGAACGACUUCGACCUGCUCAAGUUUGAGGUGAAAUCUGACACCCCUCCUCUUCCUGCUCAGUGUGCGUUUCCUAAAUCAGGUCUCCCUCAUGACCCCUCCAGCUCCCCGUACACCAGCCAUCCUCCCCAGGACUCCAGCCUGAGCUCCAGCCCGUACAACUCACUGCCCCCCUCGCCGACACUCAGCGACACCCAUCCGCCUCCAUCCGGCUCUUCCUCCCUUUCCUCAUCAUCCUCCUCCAUCUCCUUCCCCCUCUCCAUCUCCAACAGCUUCACCUCUGGCGUAAGCUCCGCCUCCCAGGGCAACGUGGAGGGCAGCCCGGCCCACAGCGGGCCCCAGGGGCCUACCCCAGCCUCCCUGGAGGACCUGAUCUGGCUGGCAGCUCUUCAGCAGCAGUUUGGAGGAGAGGUAACGGGGCCCGCCACCCUGCUGGGAGCCCUGGGAGGAGUACCUGAGAGAGGGGACCGAGAGAGGGGGCCCGUCAACGGGUUCCUGGGCUGUGAGGAUGCUGUGGAGGCGCUACUGAACUCAGCUGCUGCAGCCGUCAGCUCACAGUUUCCGGGUCUUUCUCAGAGCUCCAGCAGUAACCUCGGCGACUCCAGCAGCGACAGUGGAGGUGACAUCUCCUGCACCAAAGGGGCAGACAUGUGCCACCGCCCGCUCGUCUUUCUCUCAUCUGCUCCUCCAUCGCUACCCGGCUCUACUCCGUACCCACAAGCCCUCAGCCCCUCAGGCCGCCUUCAUCACCACCAGCAUCAUCAUCAUCAGCACCACCCGCACCAUCCCAUGCAUGGCAACCAUCACCAUCACCACCACCCACAAGUUAACCAGUGCGGCGUGAACGAGCGCUUCUCCGACGAGCAGCUGGUGAGCCUGUCGGUGCGCGAGCUGAACCGACACCUGCGGGGCGUGAGCAAGGAUGAGGUGGUCCGUCUGAAGCAGAAACGACGCACGCUAAAGAACCGUGGCUACGCCCAGUCCUGCCGCUACAAACGACUGCAGCACCGUCACGCCCUGGAGUCGGAGAAGCACGUGCUCACACAGCAGUUGGAGCAGCUCCAGUGCGAGCUGACUCGGGUGCUGCGGGAGAGAGACGCCUACAAGGCUCGCUACGAGAAGCUCCUGAGCACCAACCACAGCAUCGCCAGCGACGCACCAGCAACCCGCACCAGCAACCCACCUUCACCGCCCCCUGACUACUUCCUCUGA
Molecule: messenger RNA, 1272 nt
Organism: Cheilinus undulatus (humphead wrasse)
Lineage: Eukaryota; Metazoa; Chordata; Actinopteri; Labriformes; Labridae
Gene: nrl
Product: neural retina leucine zipper
Exons: 4
Coding region: 1-1272 (423 amino acids)
Biological process (GO): regulation of transcription by RNA polymerase II
Cellular component (GO): nucleus
Molecular function (GO): RNA polymerase II cis-regulatory region sequence-specific DNA binding; DNA-binding transcription factor activity, RNA polymerase II-specific
Source: RefSeq, a predicted model, not a curated record